Messenger RNA from Aspergillus mulundensis, 1113 nucleotides. RefSeq lists its product as uncharacterized. The transcript has a single exon. The coding region runs from base 1 to 1113 and encodes 370 amino acids. The record is from RefSeq and is a predicted model, not a curated record. NCBI's taxonomy places the organism in Eukaryota, Fungi, Ascomycota, Eurotiomycetes, Eurotiales, Aspergillaceae.
AUGCCGUCCAUCCGAUCCUGCAGCGCCUGUCUCGACCGGGGUACCCUCUGCGACGGGAACCCGCAAGGAUGCCAGCCCUGCCUACGCGGCGGCUUUAGCUGCAGAAGAGACUACCGCGCCUGCCCGGCCAUUCCUCAGCCAGACUGGGGCGAGACGCAGGCCACCGCCGAGCAAGUCGCAGGCAUCCCCAGCGCAGAGAUCACAACCGCCCACGCACCCCUGAUCGCCGCCCUGACAGCCUUCUACAACGCCCUGAUCCAACUGCAGUACCUGCGCGAACACGAGCUCGUCCGCCCGCCACACGUCUCCGAACACAUCGAUCUCGAUGCAUUGGUGGAGUCUGGCUUCGAAGCCCAAGCCAUCGCGCUCAUUUUGGCUUUGCCCCAGGUUAAUAUCCCCCGGAUUGCCGACGCCGAGAUCGACAUCACGCCCGACGCCGCCCUCCCCUUCCCCUACCUCAACCUAGGCAGUCUCCGCACAGCGACGUACGCCAAUACCGCGCGCGACCCGUUCUAUCACGGCCAGGGCCAGGACCAGGACGACAACGAAGAGCACGAGCACGAGCGCGAGAACUGGCGCAUCCCGCCCUGGGCGCUCUUCAUCACGCGCCCGGACCCCCAGCGCGGCUACGGCUUCACCCACUGCCGGAUCUACGAUAUGCGGAGUCGCACGCUCGGUCUAUGGUCGGACGCCAUGGUUGGGCGUGCGGGAGACACUCGCCGCCACGGUCGCCUCCUCAUCGACGCGCGUCCAGCGGACGAGGUCAUUGGGGAAUGGACUGCGUCCCUGCGCGCGCUGGCCUGGGUGCCCUCGCUCUCAGACCGCGAACGCACGAUCCAAGCUGCGCCCGAUCUCGAACGCGUGAAUCGGGCUAUUGCGCACGCGCAGACGAUGCCGGAGGAUUGGGGCGCUCCGAUGAUCCGCGACGAGAGGCGGAGGUAUCAUGCUUACUGGGCGCAGCGGGGGAUCUACGAGGGGUGCGGGUGGCCUGAUGCGUUGAGGGAGGAGGAGCUCGUGGGCAGGAGGGGGGAGUGGAAUGCGGCGAUUCGGCGGCUGGGGGCGGCGGAGGUUGAUGCGUUCUAUCGGGGGCUUGCGGGGGGGCACGCGAUUUGA